AUGGACCUCCUCGACGACCGUAGAGUCAAGUGUGUGCGACCUCUCAUCCCUCCUCAGAUCCUCCACGAAGAGCUGCCGCUUUCCUUGAGAGGUGCUCAGACGGUAUUGGAUGGUAGGAGGCAGGUCGAGGCUGUCAUCAAGGGGGACGACGACAGACUACUUGUCAUUGUUGGCCCGUGCUCCGUCCACAACCCCGAACAGGCCGUCACCUACGCCAAAAAGCUCAAAGAGUAUGCCGAUGCUGCCGAGGAUGACCUCGUGAUUAUCAUGCGAGUCUACUUUGAAAAGCCCCGAACCACCGUCGGCUGGAAAGGUCUCAUCAACGACCCCGACAUGAACAACUCUUACCAAAUCAACCGCGGUCUGAAGAUUGCCCGAAAGCUGUUGUUGGACAUUACCGAAAUCGGUCUUCCCACGGCUGGCGAGUUCCUCGAUGUCAUUUCGCCCCAGUACCUUGCCGACCUCUUCGCCUGGGGUGCCAUCGGCGCCCGAACGACCGAGUCUCAAGUCCACCGUGAACUCGCCUCUGCCCUCUCCAUGUCUGUCGGCUUCAAGAACGGUACCGACGGCUCCAUCGGCAUCGCUAUCGACGCCAUCAAAGCCGCUGGCGCUGGUCACACUUUCUUGUCUGUGACGAAACAGGGCUUGUCGGCUAUUGUCGAGACUGAGGGCAACGCUUCGACGCACGUCAUUUUGAGAGGCAGCAGCAAGGGACCGAAUUACGAGGAAGAUGAGGUCGCUGCUUGCGGAGAAAAGUUGACCAAGGCUGGCCUUCCCUCCAAGAUCAUGGUCGACUGCUCCCACGGCAACUCUUCCAAACAACACCAAAACCAAAUCAAAGUCGCCUCCUCCAUCUCCACCCAACUCUCCUCCACCUCCUCCACCACAUCCUCCUCCCUCAUCGGCGUCAUGAUCGAGUCCAACAUCUACGAAGGCAGGCAGAACGUGCCUCCCGAGGGUCCUGUCGGCCUCAAGUACGGUGUCAGUGUGACGGAUGCUUGUGUCAGCUGGGAGCAGACGGUUGGUAUCUUGGAUGAGUUGAGGGCUGGUGUGCAGGGCAGGAGGGAGGCUGUCAGGGUCAAGAGGGAGGCGGAAGAGAGGGCUUAA
This is a messenger RNA of Cryptococcus wingfieldii CBS 7118, 1107 nucleotides long. Its product is annotated as 3-deoxy-7-phosphoheptulonate synthase. Bases 1 to 1107 code for a protein of 368 amino acids. Gene Ontology annotation, biological process: aromatic amino acid biosynthetic process. Gene Ontology annotation, molecular function: 3-deoxy-7-phosphoheptulonate synthase activity. Gene Ontology annotation, cellular component: cytoplasm. Lineage: Eukaryota; Fungi; Basidiomycota; Tremellomycetes; Tremellales; Cryptococcaceae. The transcript is spliced from 7 exons. The record is from RefSeq and is a predicted model, not a curated record.